AAAGAGGUGGGAGCACGUGUUAUUGCUUCGAACACGUCGAGAAAGCAUACGAUAUAUUAGUCUCUGUUAGACUCGCGAAAUCGGUCGUCGUGUCGGCAGUGUAUUUUUCAAUCAUCGUCAUCCAGACUGAACGCACGAUUAAACAGAUCAGCUGAUAUGGUCGUCAUAGCAAGACAAACGAUUUUCAGGUUUUUUAUACUGUGCAAUUAUUUGCUUGUCAUCGGCCAAUCAAAAACAAUUCGAUAUGUCAAUAAUACUAAUGCUAAUAGUCGCAUUAACAAUGAUGAUGAGCAAGUUGCCAAGAAACCAUUUACUUUGAGGGAUAUUUAUUUGCAAACUUACCGUGCAACCGGCUUUAAUGGCACAUGGAUCUCCGAUACAGAAAUUAUGGUUACGAACAUUAUUAAGAGCAAUAUUACUGUUUAUGACGUAGUAACAAAGAAGACUAAAUUGGUUUUUGAUGGAUCAACAUUACCUAAGCAAUACAAAUUUAGUUCGGCAACCUUCUCGGCUAACGAACAAUAUAUUCUGUUUGGUUAUGAUAAUAAACAAGUGUUCAGACAUACAACUGUCGGAAAGUAUGUAGUGUUCGAUGUAAAACGCAAUACAUUUGAAAAAAUCGCAGAUGAGGCUCUUAUCGCAUUCGUGUUAUGGUCACCGAAUGGCAGUGAUUUGGUUUAUGUUCAUGAUAACGAUAUCUAUCACAUGAUUUUCAAUCACGGCCAUACUGUAGUUCGUAGAUUGACGGAAAGUGGUAAAUCUGGAGUCGUUUACAAUGGAAUACCGGAUUGGGUAUACGAAGAGGAAGUAUUUGCGUCUACAACCGCAAUGUGGUAUUCGCCAGAUGGACAAUAUCUAGCCUUUGCGACCUUUAACGAUACUGUAGUAAAAGACAUGGCAUACUUUUAUUACGGCGUGCCAGGUUCAUUUGAGAACCAAUAUCCUACUCAAGUAAAGCUAAAAUAUCCCAAGGCAGGUACGCCUAAUCCAGAGGUUUCUUUGGCAGUAAUCGAUUUAAAUGAUCCAUCAUCAAAAGCAAUCAUUUUGGAAGCCCCAGUUGAUGUGGUUGGCAGCGAUAAUAUUUUGUUCACUGUGAGUUGGUGGGAUAGAACACAUGUGAUUGCGACAUGGACGAACCGCGUGCAAAAUCAAUCUCAAUUGAUCAUGUACGAUGUGCAGAGUAAUACUAAUAGAUCGGUUUUAUAUGACGAGGAGAUCGAAGGCUGGCUUCAGCCGAAUCGUCCUAUAAGAGUCGGUGAUUAUGCAUUAAUUUUACGAUGGGAGGAUUCUGGCAUUGAUGCCGGUAAAUUCCGACAUAUAGACAGGUAAAGGCAAGCAAUUUGAACAAAUACAUCUGUAUAAAUCUAUAAAAAAAUUAAUUAAAUUGUUUAACGUACCUCGAUA
This is a messenger RNA of Nylanderia fulva, 1404 nucleotides long. The record is from RefSeq and is a predicted model, not a curated record. NCBI's taxonomy places the organism in Eukaryota, Metazoa, Arthropoda, Insecta, Hymenoptera, Formicidae.